AUGGAGGGUAUAGAAAGUAGUAGUAAUAUUCCAGGUUACAACAUAACAUUAAAAUGGGUAAAAAAUAUAUUUUCACGAUCAUUAAGAGUUUCUAAUAACGUUCCCAAGCACGUGGGGUUUAUUAUGGAUGGUAAUAGACGAUAUGCCAGGAAAAAUGGGAUAGAAGUGAAAGAAGGUCAUGAAACUGGAUUUUUCACAAUGAGUAAAAUUCUAGAACUUUGUUAUGAAUCAGGUGUUACAUGUGCUACUGUUUAUGCAUUUUCCAUUGAAAAUUUUAAGAGAUCUCCUUACGAAGUGGAUGCUUUGAUGAAUUUGGCAAGAUUAAGAAUUAAACAAAUUGUAGAUAAAGGUGAAAUGGCUGAAAAAUAUGGUAUAAAAGUGAAAAUUAUUGGUGAUACUAGUUUAUUAGAUGCUGAUCUUAUAAAGGAUAUACAGAAUGCAAUGGAAAUUACUAAAAAUAAUAAUAGAGCCAUAUUAAAUAUUUGUUUUCCAUAUACCGGUAGAGAAGAAAUUUAUCAUUCAAUGAAAGAAUGCAUGGCGAAAUACUGUGAUAAUGGAGAACCAGAAUUCAAAAUCAAUGAAUCCUCCCUUGAUUUAAAUCUUUAUACGGGCGGUGAACCGCCAUUAGACUUACUGAUUAGAACAAGUGGUGUAGCAAGAUUAAGUGAUUUCAUGCUUUGGCAGAUAAGUAAUAAAGGUGUGGUGAUAGAACUGAUAGAUUGUUUAUGGCCAGAUUUUGGUCCUUUAAGGAUGGCAUGGAUACUUUUGAAAUUUGCGUUCCAGAAAUCUUUUUCAAAUAGAACUAAAAAGUUUGAAGAAGAAGAUAUAGACUUAGAUGAAGAUUACGCUAAUGGAUCCAAAAAAGACAUAUAG
Molecule: messenger RNA, 873 nt
Organism: Naumovozyma dairenensis CBS 421
Lineage: Eukaryota; Fungi; Ascomycota; Saccharomycetes; Saccharomycetales; Saccharomycetaceae
Gene: RER2
Product: ditrans,polycis-polyprenyl diphosphate synthase
Exons: 1
Coding region: 1-873 (290 amino acids)
Cellular component (GO): endoplasmic reticulum; lipid droplet; membrane
Molecular function (GO): ditrans,polycis-polyprenyl diphosphate synthase [(2E,6E)-farnesyl diphosphate specific] activity
Source: RefSeq, a predicted model, not a curated record